This is a messenger RNA of Candidozyma auris, 747 nucleotides long. RefSeq names its product bifunctional 4-hydroxy-4-methyl-2-oxoglutarate aldolase/oxaloacetate decarboxylase. NCBI's taxonomy places the organism in Eukaryota, Fungi, Ascomycota, Pichiomycetes, Serinales, Metschnikowiaceae. The record is from RefSeq and is a predicted model, not a curated record. The coding region runs from base 1 to 747 and encodes 248 amino acids. The transcript has a single exon.
AUGUCUGUCAGAGCCACCUUAGCUAAAUACACGCCUUGUGAUGUUUCCGACGCGUUGGUUGCGUUUGGACUCAAGAACGGAGGCUUCAUUCCAAACCUCGUUCAAAGAAGCCCUAUUGGCAAUAGUCCUAACAAGGGCUACGCAACUGCCGUGGGACAAGCGUACACUGUUCUCUACGCUCCCAAGCUGGAUCCCAGACCAGCAGUGAAACAGUCGUACAUUGAUGAGAUUCCCAAAGACAGCAUGCUUGUGAUGGCGGUUACGGAAGAACUUCAGCAGACAAGCGCUCCUUUUGUCAAGGUGAACAACGCGUUGUAUGGAGGGUUGAUGUCGACAAGAGCCAACUACAGAGAGGCCGCUGGGUCGGUGAUUCUCGGUAGAAUCCGUGACUUGGCCGAACACAACGACCUCAACUAUCCCGUGUGGUCUUACGGGGUAGGCACUACUGCUGGGCAGCCUGUGGUCAAAGUUGUGGGCAUCAACGUUCCAAUUUCGGUGAAGGUGACGGGUGUAGAUGGAGAAGAGGAAAAGAUCACAGUUUUGCCCAACGACUGGGUUGUUGCGGACGAGAACGGCGUGGUGAGAAUACCAAUUGACCAUAGAGAUGGCGCAGAGGCUGAGAUCAAGUUGGACAAAGUGUUGGAGUACAUUCCCAAGAGAGUGGAGGCCGACACCAACGUGAGCAAGGACAUCAAGGCGGGCAAGCCCGCUGCCGAAAGCCAGAAAUUCUGGAGAGGCAAGAUUUAG